This is a messenger RNA of Plasmodium relictum, 513 nucleotides long. RefSeq names its product conserved Plasmodium protein, unknown function. Bases 1 to 513 code for a protein of 170 amino acids. NCBI's taxonomy places the organism in Eukaryota, Apicomplexa, Aconoidasida, Haemosporida, Plasmodiidae. The record is from RefSeq and is a predicted model, not a curated record. The transcript has a single exon.
AUGGGCGAACAGAUUCUUUAUGAUAGCUUUCCUUUAACAUUUUUGAACGGCGAUAUAGAAGAAAAUUUUAAUGAUGAAAAUGAAAACAAUUUUCGAAAAGAAAUAAAAAAUAUUACUGAGAGACUAAAAUUACUAAGGAUUGAAAUAAAUGAAAAAUAUUCAUUAAGAAGUGUAUUAGAAGAAAAACUAACAAUGUUACAAAAGGAAGAACAUGUAAAACAAAAUAAUUUGAAAUAUAUUAUGAAUUUUUCUGAAAACAAUUUAUAUGAAAGAGAAGUGUUAAAUUAUAAAAAUAAUAUAAAAUACUUAAAAAAGCAAAUUAAGAAUAGUACAUGUAAAAUCAAAUUACUAUUAGAAAAAGAAUUUAAAGUUAGGAAACAGCUGCAACUAAACUAUAUGGCCUUACAUGAUUUAUUAAAUGAACGUAUUAAUUACAUUUUAAGUGAUUACAUAAAACAUAGAAAAUGUGCUUGUGCUAUUUAUGCUUAUCAACAAGAAAAUAAAAAAGUAUAA